Molecule: messenger RNA, 1119 nt
Organism: Impatiens glandulifera
Lineage: Eukaryota; Viridiplantae; Streptophyta; Magnoliopsida; Ericales; Balsaminaceae
Exons: 6
Coding region: 31-978 (315 amino acids)
Source: RefSeq, a predicted model, not a curated record
GCCACCACCAGAGCAAAACAGAUUUAGACGAUGGCGCAUGUGAUGCGGCCGCUGCUGCUGCUGCAGUCACCGCGGUGGCUGCGCCGUUGCUGUUCUCCGGCAUCAUUCAACCAUCUCCUGUCCAAUUCUUCUUCUUCACCACUCUUUGGUAAUCCCCGCCUCCUUUUCCACAUUUUCCGAUCAGUCCCUUCUUCAUACCAGUCCGUGCAUUUCCAAAGACGCAUACCCAAGUUAAAAGACAGAUUGGCGGAGUCCGAUUUGCCGGAUACUGACGGCGAAGAAUCAGAUUCCCAGGGUCUCACGAGACAGAGCAGGAAUGAGAAGAAGCGCGAUGCUCGUCUGGCUGUACAAUGGGGAAGGGAUAUUGCCGCCUUCUCCAUUCCUGAAAUCAAACUCAUUCUCCGGGCGGCUUCUCUCGAACAGGAAGUGUUCGAUGCUAUAAUGGUAGCAAAGAGACUAGGCCGUGAUGUAAAAGAAGGAAAACGCAGACAGUUCAACUACAUAGGAAGAUUGAUAAGAGAAGGAGAACCAGUAAUGAUGGAUGGUUUAAUUCAAGCUACAAAGGAUGGUGGCCUGAGUAAGCUCCAAGCUUUUUGUCGUAAAGAGGCAUUGAUUACUGUAAAUGUUGAUAAUGCACCACAAGUUAUGGAAUAUGAAGAUGAAGUGAAGGCAUCUGACGGUUGCAUGGAGUUAGUUGAGAGAUGGUUGGAUGGUUUGAUGAAGAGAGACAUGAACAUUACAAAGGAAAUCUAUUCGGUUAAGGAAGUCGAUUUUGAUCGUCAGAAAUUGAGGAGACUAGUGAAAGAGUUGUACUCAAUCCAAGAUCUUCAACAAUUAGAUUCAGAUGAAGGGAAGGGACAGCUGGACGAGGUUGCAGCACUAGUUAGCGCGAAGAAGUCUCUCAAACAUUUCCUCAUAGUACUUGCUAAGCAGUUUCCUAUAGGAUAUUUGAUAGGAGGUGAAAUAACUGAAAUAUAGAUUCAAUUAAAUCGAUUGCAUUGAACUAUGGAUGGAUGGAUCAUCCCAAUCCAGAAUACAAUGUAAAUUGAUUUCAAUAUGUUGGUGUAUUUCACUUAUGAUAAUUUUUUGUCAAAAUUAUAUCAUUUCAAACUUUUAUUU